AUGUUACCGCCGAGUAUAAUCGACGUGCAGGGCGCCAUACCGCGCGAUGUGACGACAAACAGUCGCGGUCUAUUGUCGGAGACGAUGUGCGGGACCGAGUUGCGCUCCGCCGAGGUGGCGGCGACCAGCUGCCACGUCGCAAGAUACCGCGAGGAGUUCGACGAGACCAUCCGCACCGUCUCGGAACCGGAAUGUUCGAAGCGGAGGAUCGAUUCCGCUGGGACUGGCAGCACCAGGUCGGUGCCAGACGGCCGGUCGCGUCAAGGCUUUUCCAAGGGCUCCGCCUCUCUGCAAAGCCUUGUGCGUCGAAGAAGCCGCAGGCACGGCACGUCUUUACCCUCGGAGGUAGAGCUGUCUUCGAGGCAGGUCAUCUACCCUACCGUCCCCUCGGAUCUCCUCAAGGACAUCGGCGGCGGCGGCUCGGCGAUGUUCCGGAACGAGGAGGAGGCACGGACCGCAACGCCGACCUCCACACUCAUUUACGCGACUUCCUCGGCGCAACCGUCGACCUCCAGGACCGACAACAAUCUGGCCCAGGACGUCUCCACGUCGGCCAGCAACGUGGCCACCACCACGGGUAGCAACAUCACCUCGACGACGAACGGCGGCCGCUUCGGCAACGUGCCGGUCUCGUUGGCGAGAACGACUAGCGUCGUCAAGGCACCAGGCCCCUCUAUGUCCUCUUCCUGGAACAACUCCGGCGAGCAGGAAAGCGACUACGUUGUCGAUCCCGUGCAGGGGAACGCCUACUACAAAGGACAGUUUUUGGGAAAGGGUGGAUUUGCGAGGGUUUACCUAAUGACCGAUGUCAGUAAUGGGAAUCAGUACGCGUGUAAGAUUAUUCCGAAGAAUCGAAUGCAGAGGAUCCACAUGCAGAAGAUCGCGCGUGAGAUCAUGAUUCACAAAGAGCUGAAUCACGUGAACGUCGUCCAGAUGCAUCAUUACUUCGAGGACAAUCUCAACGUGUACAUGCUCCUAGAAGCCUGCCCACGAAAGAGCUUGAUGCACGUGCUGAAGUACCGUGGCAAAGUCACGGAACCGGAAGCACGUUAUUACAUGAAGCAAAUGGUGACCGGCGUCGCGUACAUCCACUCGCAGAAAGUCGUGCACCGGGAUCUGAAGCCCGGCAAUAUGUUCCUAUCGGACCGGAUGAUCGUCAAGAUCGGCGACUUCGGACUAGCGACCAGGCCUGACGGUCAGCGUAGACGAGUGACGAUAUGCGGCACGCCAAACUACAUCGCUCCGGAAGUGCUGUACAAGCAAGCGUACAGUUACGAAGCGGAUGUUUGGGCGCUGGGCUGCAUAUUGUAUGCCCUGUUGGUAGGGCAACCACCCUUCGAUACAGCCACACUUAAGGAGACUUACGCCAGGAUCUGCAACAACCAUUACCGUGAGGUCGACGACAGUAUCGCGAGCAGAAAUGGCCAAGACUUGAUCAGAUGGUUGCUACAAUCUAAUCCCGAAUUACGACCGAGUCUAGAGAGGGUGAAGGAACACGUCUAUUUAACCAAGGAAUACGUGCCAGCAUCUUUACCUCACACUUGCUGCUACCAAAUGCCACCGGCAUCAAUCAUCGAGCCACCCUCGUCACCAUCCUCGGUAUCUACGGUCGCUAGAAAUUCGGAAAUUAAAGCACAGAUAUGGCAACAGAGUCUCGUUUAUCCUGACGCGUCAUUGCGUUAUCAACAGACGAUUCCGACUCAGCAGGCGCAACAGCAGUCGCAGCACCAGCAACAUCUAUUGAAUCGCUCGCAGAAGAGUCUGCAAAAGGAGUCCAAGGUCUCUAACUGGCUCGUCAGGAAGUUACCCAAACUACCGCGAUUCCGGCAACGGCUCAGCAGCGUGCUAUGUCCAGAUCACAAGAAAACCGGCCUUGUGGCGCAAAGCGUACAGAUGCAUCGCGCACUAGAAGCGUGCGUGCCGGAAAUGAAGCGGAAUAACGCGUGCAAUCCACCAACUGUAGAGGACAUCGUGCCCCUCUUCGUCACCAAAUGGAUCGAUUAUUCGAACAAGUACGGGCUGGGCUUUCAACUCUCCGAUAGGUCGGUUGGUGUUCUUUUCAACGACAACACGAAGAUCAGUUACACUCAUGAUAGAAGAAGAGUGGAAUAUAUGACCACCGACGACGAGAUGACGCGAUAUCAUCGAGAGAGAGAUGUGUCGGCACCACUGCAAAAGAAGCUCGAAUUACUUCGUCACUUUACCGAAUAUAUGGAUGACUUUUUGACAGAAGGUGGUGAGCUAAAAAAAUAUCGCGCGCCGCCGAGGCAGUCGAAAAACGCUUGCGUGCCACGAAUGAGACGAUGGCUACGUACGGACAAGGCCAUCGUGAUGGAGCUAACGGUACCACUCCUGCAAGUGAACUUCUUCGUGGACCACACGAAGAUGGUAGUGUCGCAGGAAUCCGCGGGAGGAAGGGGCUAUCUGAUCACUUACAUCGACACCGGCCGACACGCAUCCUCCUAUUGGCUGAACGACCUCCGUGACCUCGGUUGCACCCCAGACCUCUAUGAACGUCUGUACUAUGUCUGUAAGGUGACGCGCGAGUUCGCCGAGUUGGACAAUAAUACGACCGCCUGAUGCUCGCCGGCGGAUUCUCGAGGGACACGUGCUGUGGUUUCCUCAAGAACCGCUCAGACAACCGAAUUGGCAACGAGAUCUCUCAGAUACUUGUUUUAGAUCUUACCCAAGCAACUUUUUCUUUUCCAUAAAAUGACAUUUAAAUGCCAGUGAUAAAGAUCUUCAGCUACAAAAAGAUAAUUAUUAAUUACUAUGGUCAAAUUUUUAUGAAUUUUAAUUAUCACGGUGAGAGAUACAAAAAUAUCCGUUUUUGUAUCCCUUUUUCUUUCUCAGGAUAAGGGUUAAGGAAAUAACGGCCAAGCAAGUACGUCAAGAUACCGUUACGCACAGCAUUUCUCGGGGGUGGGAGGAGGCCGUAAAUAAGAAUGUCACGCGUAUAAGUCCACGAGAAGGUGUGUCUUGUGAAAGACCGUGCGAUGCGAGUGAUUUCGUUGAUUUAUAAAUCUGCACGUUGUUUUCACAAAAUCAGAAGUAAUCGCCUCUAAGCACGUGACUCAUCUUGGCAGGUCUUCUUCUUUGAAGAAAUGUUAAUUUUCCCACUAGAGAAGACUAGUUAGAUCAAAUUCGUAUUGCGAAACGAAAAUGAAGAUCUUAGCGAUGGCACUUCCGACGAACGUAGCGUCUUGGUAGA
Messenger RNA from Atta colombica, 3211 nucleotides. RefSeq names its product serine/threonine-protein kinase PLK1-like. The transcript is spliced from 9 exons. Bases 1 to 2580 code for a protein of 859 amino acids. Gene Ontology annotation, cellular component: cytoplasm; nucleus; centrosome. Gene Ontology annotation, molecular function: protein binding; ATP binding; protein serine/threonine kinase activity. Gene Ontology annotation, biological process: mitotic cell cycle; protein phosphorylation; regulation of cytokinesis. The record is from RefSeq and is a predicted model, not a curated record. NCBI's taxonomy places the organism in Eukaryota, Metazoa, Arthropoda, Insecta, Hymenoptera, Formicidae.